UUUAUUUUGAAACCGGAAACUGAAGAAAUACGUCGCUAUGGUAACGGUUGAAACUGCAAAGAUCAGCUUGUUAGCAACCGUCUGAUCUUUUCCCUCUCUUAUCGUACGGAGACCCAUAUUAUCGCAAUGCAAUGGAGGGCUCAGAUACAUACAUCAUAAGACCUAAUCAUCAGUACAAGUUUAAGCCAGCCAUUGUUAAGGAAUGUAUUCGAGAAAUUGUGAGGGAGCGACUGUCUGGGAUGCGUUAUGACCCAGAGGAAGUGCCCGAGCUGUCUCGCUCACUAGCAGACUGCAUUAAGGAUAAAGUAAAGAAUCAGUUAUCUUCAACAGAUGCAGGAUUUGACAGAUAUAAGCUUGUCGUGCAGGUGGUCAUUGGAGAACAACGAGGACAAGGAGUCAAGAUGUCUUCAAGGACUUUAUGGGAUGCUGACACAGACAACUAUGCAGAAGAUGUUUUCAUAAACGACAGCUUGUUCUGUGUGGCAGCAGUUUUUGGGAGUUAUUACUACUGAAGAGAAGAGGAUGGAUGACAAAAUCCUUUAAUAGGAAAAGAAGCAAGGUGAACAUCCAAACGAUACUGCUCACUGUAAGCACUUCAGGCCUACAGUGCGUUGAUCUGAUUGAACUGUUUUUCAUUGCUGCAUUAAGACAGCGGGCCUCGAGUGUAGAGAUGAUGGAUAUCUGUGCUGUUACUGUGGAAACUUAAAAAUGAAGGACCUCACCAGGACUACAUGCCUUGGUUAAGAUGAUGAAGACUGAGCAGUUUUUUCCUUGGAAGAGUUAACAGACUAAAGGUCCUAUUUUCUUUUAAACAUUAUUAUUGUGUGUUCAGUAGACCUGCUUGAUAAAUAGAGGAUCCCGACUAAAUGUUCUGCAGUACGGUUUAUAUUUGUGCUACAUUUUGGGGGUUUGACUUAAAGCAGCAGAGGUCAGUAUUUGAACAAUAUGAAAGAGUAUUACUAUUGGCCAGCUACUAUUAUUAAGCAGAAUUAGCUGUUACUACAAUUUGAUAUCAGCUUAUCACCACCUGUAUUUUGCUUUGGCUCGAGUACCUAUAACUACAAGUCAUCUCUUUUUUAAAGUUUUGCAUUCUGACUGUGUCAAUAAAUCACACUGACCAUU
Molecule: messenger RNA, 1122 nt
Organism: Eleginops maclovinus (Patagonian blennie)
Lineage: Eukaryota; Metazoa; Chordata; Actinopteri; Perciformes; Eleginopidae
Gene: dynlt2b
Product: dynein light chain Tctex-type 2B
Exons: 5
Coding region: 132-512 (126 amino acids)
Biological process (GO): microtubule-based movement
Cellular component (GO): cytoplasm; cytoplasmic dynein complex
Molecular function (GO): dynein intermediate chain binding
Source: RefSeq, a predicted model, not a curated record